Mauremys reevesii (Reeves's turtle) is the source of this 3279-nucleotide messenger RNA. It is a transcript of the gene TEX11, whose product is annotated as testis expressed 11. NCBI's taxonomy places the organism in Eukaryota, Metazoa, Chordata, Testudines, Geoemydidae. The record is from RefSeq and is a predicted model, not a curated record. Gene Ontology annotation, molecular function: protein binding. The transcript is spliced from 31 exons. Gene Ontology annotation, cellular component: central element. The coding region runs from base 147 to 2960 and encodes 937 amino acids. Gene Ontology annotation, biological process: synaptonemal complex assembly; male meiosis chromosome segregation; reciprocal meiotic recombination.
UGGAGCCCGAGCGCUCCCGGGGCGGGGUUCGAGAGCCGGGCGGCGCCUGGCCCGCCCUUGUAGCGCCUGGGUUGGCUUCCUGAGGCGCCAGCUUCGACGGACCCCGUGAGAGGGGCUCCCCGGGGACUUGAUUCAACGCUUUAGAAAUGAAGGGGGAAUCUCACUUGCUGGAAAUUAAAGUGCUAAUUCAAGAGCUGGUGAAGAAAGAUACCUCAUCAAAUGUACCUGAGAUCAUUGACAAACUGUUCAGUGAGAUAGAAUGUGUGGAUAACGAGGCUGGGAAUGAGAUUCAGGAGGCUCAGAUUGAAGAAAGUGCAAUAAGCCUAUGGAAUUGGGCUGUGACUAACCGAGUAGAUUCAGUCAUCAGUGAUGAGCAAAGAGCUAAAUUGCGCCAUGUUUCUUGCAGGCUAGUGUGCCUGUGUGAAGGCAGCGAUCCUCCAGAGGAGAAAGUACGAAGACAGAUUUUGAUGACCAUGAAGACUGGAAAAGGGUGGGUGGAUGUUGGAAAAGCCGCCCUUGCUGAUGGAUUUCUUGUGAUUGCCAUAAAUAGUCUAGAAAAACUAUAUGCCCAAUUAAUGAAGAGGAGCAGUGGUGAGGCAGAUAUCCAGGUGCACAAAGCUGAUGUAGAGAAGGACCUAUUCAAAGUGCUGUCUUACCAGGCUGAAUCAGCAGUUGUUCAAGGGUAUUUUCAAAAAGCAGUGACAUGUUUGCAACGCUGCAAAGAUAUGUUGACAAGGCUGCCAAAACAGACCUGUUAUCUGUCAAUCCUCUGCUAUAACUUUGGAGUGGAAACCUAUGAACAGAAAGGGUAUGAACAGAGCUCCUUCUGGCUCAGCCAGAGUUAUGAGAUUGGGAAAAUGGAUAAGAAGUAUUCUCCCGGGGAAGAAAUGCAGGCUAAAGUGCUGCGGUUAUUAGCCACUGUCUAUUUGGAGUGGGAUUGCGAACAGUAUCAAGACAAGGCUCUCAGAGCUAUAAGCCUGGCUAACGAGGAGAAUAUGCAUCCAGCUGGGUUUUUCUUGAAAAUUAAAAUCCUUCUGAAAAGUGCAGCAUCUGAUGAAGGCAUCAGGACAGCUGUUGCUGAACUUCUGCAUCAUGAGGUGUCACUAGAUUUCUGUUUGAACACUGCUAAGCUGCUUCUGGAACAUGAAAGGGAAUUGGUUGGUUUUGAUUUUCUGAAGUCCAUCUCUGGGCGGUUUGCGUCCUCACCUGACCUCGGAAAAAUCAUCUUACUCCACAUCGAGUUUCUGUUACGGAGGAUGAAGGAGCCACUUGCCAAGCAAAAAAUUGAAGAUGUCAUUACAGGUCACUAUACAGGAAAACAGCUGUCACCUGAAACACUGAACCGGCUGCACAUCAUUCUGUGGGACAGAGCUGCCAAGAGCUAUGAGGCAAAAAACUACUCUGAAGCCCUUCAGUGGUAUAACUAUUCUCUCAGCUUCUAUUCAUCUGGGCAGAUAGAUCAGAACUUGGCUAAGUUGCAGAGGAAUAUGGCUUCCUGCUACUUUCAUCUGAAACAACUUGAAAAAUUUUCCAGAUCUGGUACUUGCCUGAAGGUGAAACUUGGAGAAAAAAACAUUCAACUAUUUGCAAAAGAGGCAGUGAAGGAAGCAGAGAGGUGUGAUCCCAGCAGCAUCUUCACUCAGUUCAGUGUGUAUAAGGUUGCGGUCUUGGAGGGUAACACUGAAAAAGCUGUGGAAGCAAUUGUUGCAAUGGGGAAGUUAGCAGCAAAGCCAGCUCAGCAUGAAGAUAAGCUACUAGCAGAUGGAAGUGCAGCCACCAGCCUUCUGAGUUUAGCUGCCCAGAUUGCUUUAGAGAAUGAACAACAGGCUGUGGCUAUCAAAGCUUUGGAGUAUUUAUCUCAGCACUCACAAGAUUGUCAACAAGUGUUUACAGCUUUAAAGUGUUUGGUUCGCCUUGUGUUGUCAAAAGUCACAACAGAACCCAAAGAGAAUAGGACUAAAGAUAUGGAAACACUCCUGACUUACUUGACCUCAGCACAUCGGAGACUUGCUGAGUCUUUUACAGAAGGGAGUAUGACACUGGAUAUGAGGACCCAUGAGGCUCACUGGUUUAGAAAAAUCGCUUGGAACUUGGCUGUACAGUUCGAGAACUGCCCAGGAACAAUGAGGGAUUUCUUUGUACUGUCGUUCAAGUUGUCCCAGUUUUGUCCUUCUGAUAAAGCUGUUCUGAUUGCCCAGAAGACAUGCUUGCUGUUGGCUGCAGCAGUUGAUCUGGAAAUGGGGCGAUGCAGUUUAACACUCACUGAACAGAUUGAGCUUCUGUCUCAGGCCCUUCAUCACAUCCAGGCAUGCAGGGAAAUCUGGAAUGUUCUGAAGCUAACAGGAGAUUUCUCCAAAGACCCAACAGACACAUUGCUGCUGCUUUAUGAAUUUGAAGCAAGAGCCAAACUCAAUGAUCCAGAACUGGACAGCCUGUUGGAAUUGGUGUGGGAACUGCCACAAAUAGAGACUAAGAUGCUGGAAACCAUUGCUUCAUUAGCGAUGGAGUCUCCUGCUCAUUAUCCCUCUGUGUGUAAGAGGGCCCUCAAGAGCGCUCUGACCCUUCAUAGGAAACAGGAAUCCAUUGAUGCUGUGAGAGUCAGCAAAUGUCUGCACAGCUUGGUUCACCUUUCUCUGCCAACUGGAGUGAUAGACACAGAUGCUUGUGUACUGGAGGAGGUGUGGGGCUACUUUGAAGAUGCUCUGAGCAUUGUAGGCACCACAGAUGAUUACCCAGAGGUGGAGACCCUUUGGCUGAUGACCAGAGCCUGGAAUACAGGAAUACUUCAGUACAGUGUUGGUAAAUACAAGGAGGCUGAGCAGUGGUGUGGGCUGGGUAUGCGCUUUCUGAAUCACCUGAGAUCCCUGAAGAGCAGCUAUGAAAGCCAGAUGAUUGGUCUUUAUGGCGAGGUGCUGGAUAAGUUGGACAGAGCAAAGGGGUUCCUUCCAAAUGAAGAAUAACACUCAGUGCAGCAAGCCAGGGUGAUGGCACCCCCUGUAAACAUUCAGCUGGAUAGAAGAGACUGCUAGCUUUUCAGCGAGUGCUGGGACCAGCAGCCAGGGCCUGCUCCUCUUGGCCAUUUGAAAGCUAUGUACUUUUAAGGAAGUUUUUAUUGAAGAGCUCUAACUGUUUUCCUUCAGGGACUUGUAUUCAUGCUAGAGAGCUAUUUAAUGGUAAGAAGCUGAGUCAUAACUUUAUGAGAUGGGGCUGCUGUUGUACAGCCAGGCUAGUUUAAAUGUAGGAAGUAGCAAUGUGAACAAUAAAAGUGUUCCAGCACCA